AUGAGCUCCGUCACUAUCAGUUCGGCUCCGGUGGUCACCGUCCGCGUCAGCAGCAGCCUGAACUCGUUCACGGCAGAGAAGAGGCUGGACAGAGGGCUGACUCUGGCGGAAUUGAAGUGUAAACUAGAACUGGUGGUUGGGUCUCCGGCCUCUUGUAUGGACUUAAAGUUAUACAGUACAGACAAUACUUUUAUCCAGAACUUGGACCAGGAUGAUGCACUACUAGGCUCUUACCCUGUGGAUGAGGGCUGUAGAAUUCAUGUGAUAGAUAAGAGUGGUGCUAAAGUUGGGGAAUUUGAAGAUCUGUCCAGAGUGGAGAAAUAUGAAAUUUCAGAUGAUGCCUAUGACAAACGAUCAGACUCAGUACGGUCUUUCCUAAAGAGGAAUAUGAUGGGAAAAUUCAACGAGGCGGAGGCAGCUCAGAAAACAGCAGAACAGCAGCAUAAGCUAGAGGAGGAGAGGCUGGCAGCUGGGUCAAUUACAAUAGGAUCUCGAUGUGAGGUGCGAGUGACUGGACAGCCUACUAAGCGGGGCACAGUUAUGUUUGUUGGUCUGACUGAUUUUAAACCAGGGAACUGGGUUGGUGUUAAAUAUGAUGAACCUUUGGGGAAGCACGAUGGAAGAGUUGAAGGAAAGCGUUACUUCGAAUGUGCUCAAAAGUAUGGCGCUUUUGUCAAACCACAGUUUGUGGCUGUUGGGGACUUUCCAGAAGAGGAUUAUGGUCUCGAUGAUGAAAUGUGA
Staurois parvus is the source of this 741-nucleotide messenger RNA. The record is from the annotation of a GenBank genome assembly. NCBI's taxonomy places the organism in Eukaryota, Metazoa, Chordata, Amphibia, Anura, Ranidae.